Messenger RNA from Carlito syrichta (Philippine tarsier), 917 nucleotides. RefSeq names its product phosphatidylinositol-4-phosphate 5-kinase type 1 beta (gene PIP5K1B). The record is from RefSeq and is a predicted model, not a curated record. NCBI's taxonomy places the organism in Eukaryota, Metazoa, Chordata, Mammalia, Primates, Tarsiidae. The transcript is spliced from 7 exons. The annotation marks the transcript as partial. Gene Ontology annotation, molecular function: phosphatidylinositol kinase activity. Gene Ontology annotation, biological process: phosphatidylinositol metabolic process.
CUUGCGGACUGUGGCGCAACUGGUCUCGACCGCGGAGGCACCCGAAUGCUGCCCGGGUGAGGAACCUGGGAAAGAAAACAAUCUCAACAAUGAAUAGGUUACCCAUCACCACCAACUACAGAUGACUUACCAUUUCAUUUACAAAGAUGUCGUCUGCUGCUGAAAAUGGAGAUGCAGCUCCUGGAAAACAAAAUGAAGAAAAAACCUAUAAAAAGACUGCAUCAUCUGCUAUUAAAGGUGCUAUUCAGCUGGGAAUAGGAUACACAGUGGGUAAUCUCACUUCCAAGCCAGAACGAGAUGUUCUCAUGCAAGACUUUUAUGUGGUGGAAAGUGUGUUCCUACCCAGCGAAGGAAGCAACCUGACCCCAGCACAUCACUAUCCAGACUUCAGAUUUAAGACAUAUGCUCCAUUAGCAUUCCGAUAUUUCAGAGAACUUUUUGGUAUCAAACCUGAUGAUUACUUGUAUUCCAUCUGCAGUGAACCUCUAAUAGAGCUAUCCAACCCUGGAGCAAGUGGAUCCUUGUUUUUUGUGACCAGUGAUGAUGAAUUUAUCAUCAAAACAGUCCAGCAUAAGGAAGCUGAGUUCCUUCAGAAGCUACUGCCAGGCUAUUACAUGAAUUUAAACCAGAAUCCAAGGACUCUUUUGCCAAAAUUCUAUGGACUUUACUGCAUGCAGUCAGGGGGCAUUAACAUCAGGAUUGUGGUGAUGAACAAUGUUUUGCCACGCUCCAUGAGGAUGCACUUUACGUAUGACUUGAAAGGCUCCACCUAUAAGCGAAGAGCCUCCCGAAAAGAGAGAGAGAAAUCCAACCCCACGUUUAAGGACUUAGAUUUCCUGCAAGACAUGCACGAAGGAUUGUAUUUUGAUACAGAAACAUACAAUGCGCUUAUGAAAACACUUCAGAGAGACUGCCGG